Molecule: messenger RNA, 1322 nt
Organism: Pelagomonas calceolata
Lineage: Eukaryota; Pelagophyceae; Pelagomonadales; Pelagomonadaceae
Source: the annotation of a GenBank genome assembly
CAUAAUAAACAUUGGUUAUAUGGGGUAUGUGUACAACACGGGCUCCGGAGCGCGGCCGCCUCGACGGAGCGAGAUAUGAACAAUAGGCGCGGAAUGCGCGGAUAUGAACAGGGAGAUGUGCGGCUAGUCGGCGAAGACGACCGUCUUGUUGCCGUAGACGAUGAUCCGGUCGUCGAGGUGCGCGCGCAGCGCGGCGAGGAGGACGACGCGCUCGACGCCGCGGCCCUUCCGCAGCAGGUCGUCGACCGUGUCGCGGUGCGAGACGCGCUCCGUGCCCUGCUCGAUGAUCGGGCCCUCGUCGAGGUUCGCGGUCGCGUAGUGCGCCGUCGCGCCGAUGAGCUUGACGCCGCGCUCGUGCGCGCGGUGGUAGGGCUUCGAGCCGAUGAAGGCCGGGAGGAACGAGUGGUGGAUGUUGAUCACGCGGCACGGGUAGGUCGCGCAGAACUCGUCGGAGAUGAUCUGCAUGUACCGCGCGAGGACCACGAGGUCGAUCUCGAGCUCCUCCAUGAGCCGGAUCUCCGCGUUCUCGACCUCGCGCUUCGUGGCCUUCGUGACUUUAAAUACCUCGAAGCGCACGCCGAACGCGUCGGCGACCGGCUUGAGGUCGGCGUGGUUCGAGAUGAUGAGGGGGAUGUCGCAGGGGAGCUCGCCGGCCUUGUGGCGCAGGAGGAUCUCCCAGAGCACGUGGUCGUACUUCGAGACGAAGACGCACAGUCUCUUGGGCCGCGUGCCCCACUCGAGCUGGUACUCGAGCUCGAGGCGGCCGCAGACCUCGUCGAGCGCCCGUUGCAAGCUCUCCUGGCUGCAGCGCAUCGCCGACCUGUGCGUGAGAACCAUCGUGGAGACGCGGUCGCGGGGCGCCCGAACGUCGAUGUCCGCGCGGCCGCCGACCAGUCGAAGACGGCGCGCUGGAAGUAGCCGCCCAGUUCCCGGUCGCGGUGCUGCUCCGAGUGCUCGACGACGCAGCCGUGGGAGUUGAGGAGCUCGGCCAUGGCCAUGUUGACGUUCACGGACUCGCGGCCGAGCACGCGGAGCGUGGCCUUGGGCGCGGCGGUGUUCUUCGCCGGGGACGGCGCCGGGUCCCAGUCGUUCGUGGCGUAGAAGUUUUCGCUGGCGACGGACGUGCCGCCGGACCGGACGGAGUGGCGCGAGUCGUCCAUGCUGGCCGCGGCCAGGGGGCCCAGCAGCGCCGCGGCCAUGGGACGCGGCGCGGCCGGGGCGCCGGGGCGCGGGGCAGCGGCGGCGGCAGCACGUUCGCUGCCGGUGGGACGCACGGCGGCGGCGGCAGCACGUUCGCUGCCGAUGGGAAAUACGGCGGCCGC